Molecule: messenger RNA, 3451 nt
Organism: Austrofundulus limnaeus
Lineage: Eukaryota; Metazoa; Chordata; Actinopteri; Cyprinodontiformes; Rivulidae
Gene: cdc34b
Product: cell division cycle 34 homolog (S. cerevisiae) b
Exons: 5
Coding region: 1221-1937 (238 amino acids)
Source: RefSeq, a predicted model, not a curated record
AGCCACCUAAAAGACGCCUUCGUUGAAAAAAUGUCGCAACAUUUAAACGUCACAAUCGCGGAGCAAAAUAAACUACAGCUUGUCCGCCUGAUGUUUUACUGUUUGUAAUUUGGUAAUUUAUGACUGUUUACUUGAUGCUAAUAAUUGUUUUUUGGACAAAAAUUGCAGAUAAUUUACAAAUGACUCGAUAUUUAAGAGCACUUCAAUAAAAACACUGAACACCAAAGCAAACAGUGUUGUGACAGGAGCUUUGACAAGAGACGUGCCUGCUAUUGAACUAUUUUAUCUAAUCACCGACAAGAUUAAAAAUAUAUGCYUUUCUGUAAUUGUUGUAGUUUACGUCAAUGUUAACUUGUUUUCAUCUAAAUUUAAGGAUGAAUUACAAAUACUUGCUCAUUUGAUUUUCAAGCUGCUGCCUAACUAUGAGUCAUAUGAUGGGAAAAUGUUAACAUAUAUUGCAUUAUUUAGCACAGGAGAAGUUUUUUGGAUAGCUGAAAGAAACAGUAUAAUGUUKCUUAAAAUUAUAUUUGUAAAUUAAAGUUGAGGAAUGUUGCACUUCUAACUGACUCCAGAUUAUGCCCAGAUUAUAUUCGCUCUGGAAAAUUUACAUCAAAAACAAAAGACUACAAAAAGACUCAAAUGUGACUACAAAUCCCAAACAACAACAGGCGCCAUUACCUGAGUACAGAGGAGUCCUUCCAGCAACACUUCUCCCUACUCAGUCAGUGUCCUGUGAAAGCUUCAGUCACUGUUGUCAGAGUUGUAGUUUAGUGAAGUUUCAUACGAGAACUUGUGAUAUUCCUCUUAAAGUUAUUAUUUUGUGUAGUUAGGAAAGUGUUUCCGCCGCGGAUAGAUCGUCUUGGAUCGGUAAGGGACGGAGCUUUUUUAGCUUCCAUUAGCCACCAGUAGAUUUACGGCUUAUAUCCGCGGCUGCCCUGCCAGGUAAAUCGCCUAAAGCUAGAGGAACUGGUCCGCCACAAUGGUUUUUCCUACUUCCUUCUUUUCUGAGUACUGACACUGUGAAAUAAUACCUAAAAUUCGGGAACAGGCCAGCGCAGUCUUUGUUUUGCUAAGGUUCGGCCUGUUUUCGCUGCCCGCGAGCGUCGGGGGGUGGAAAAAAAGAAGUUGUUAUCGCUGUAGGUUGUUUGUUGGUCAAACUAACUCUGUCGUGUUCGUGUAAACAAAAGCUGUCGAGUCCAGAUUAGCUUUAGAGCCCAGUGAUGGCCCAACACGACCCCUCUCAUGUAGCCAGUUCACAGAAAGCUCUGAUGUUGGAAAUGAAAAGCCUCCAGGAAGAGCCUGUCGAGGGAUUUAAAAUAACUCUGGUGGAUGAGGCUGAUUUAUACAACUGGGAAGUGGCCAUUUUUGGACCACCAAACACUCAUUAUGAAGGCGGAUAUUUCAAGGCUCGAAUCAAGUUUCCUACAGACUACCCAUACUCUCCACCUGCUUUCCGCUUCCUCACCAAAAUGUGGCACCCAAACAUCUAUGAGAAUGGAGACGUGUGUAUUUCUAUAUUGCAUCCUCCAGUGGACGACCCUCAGAGCGGAGAGCUGCCUUCGGAGAGGUGGAAUCCAACCCAGAAUGUCCGGACGAUUUUACUGAGUGUGAUCUCGCUGCUCAAUGAACCCAACACCUUCUCUCCUGCCAAUGUGGAUGCCUCAGUCAUGUACCGCAAAUGGAGGGACAGCAAAGGCAAGGACCGGGAGUAUGUGGAGAUCAUCAGGAAACAGGUGAUGGCCACCAAGGCAGAAGCCGAGCGAGACGGCGUGAAGGUGCCCACCACGCUGGCCGAGUACUGCGUCCGUACACGCGCCCCGGCCCCCGACGAAGGCUCCGACCUUUUCUAUGACUAUUACUACGAAGAUGACGACGUGGAGGAGGGAGAUGGCGACUGUUGUUACGACGAGGACGACUCGGGCAACGAAGAGUCGUGACGUUUUCGUCGUCAGAAAGUCUAAUCUCGUUGACGUGUGCUCAACCCCUCUCUCUGCCUGGGUUGCCAGAUGUUCUAGGUUUACAACCAAGAAAUAUUGGAAGCUUUCCUCUUCUAAAUCAGUACAAGAGCUUUUUUUUUCUCUCCCCUUGAGUCUCAGAGGUUAAAGUGAUGUCUCACCGUGAGAAGGUCAGACUUUGGUGAGAUUUGCACCAGCACAAAAGUCGCCAGUUUUUUUUUUUUUUUUUUUAGGGAACUGUUUCCAUCACAUUAAUCAUCAUUAUGCUCACAAGAUCCAGUUGUAUUUAGAAAAGGUAUUGUUGGUUAAGUUCCACCGUCAAUGAUAACAUUUGAACUGGUGCAAACUCUUCAGAACAUUACUUAGCCUCUCUCUUUCAUAUCUUUUUUUCCCCCCUAAAUGUAACUGGGAGUUGCCGAAGCAACGGAAAGUUUUACGAACUUUGUGCUGCUUGGUUGUGCCGGACAAAGCGCUGCAAUUAUCCGAUAUUUUUGAGUUUUAUGAUGCCUUUCCUUCAAUAGGACAWGACAUGGAUAAAAUGUCGUGACAGUGUUUUCAAAGUUCUUGUGCAUGCCAGAACAUCUUUGAAAGCUUUUUUAUUGUCUGCUACUGGUGGACUGUUUCCCCCCCACUUCCUGAAAAGACUUGUGACGAUGGAGGACUCUCCGUCUGAAGGAAUGGCUGGCUCAAUCAGAGGGUCAGUUUCAUACGUGGACAUUUUUACUAACAUGAAACUGAUCAUUGCUGGUCUCUUCUGGUUAUUGUUGGAUGUGUUUUCUCUGUCACUCUUAGWGUGGGGUUGUGUUGUUUGAAGUAGCUCAGCAUUUGAAAUUGUGUAAGAUAAGCAAGUUCUUGAGGGCAAAAGGGGGCGGGGACUUAUUGAUCAGAAUUGUAUUUCUCCUCAGGGUCACUCUCUGAGUGGCCUGAUGGACCCAAAGAUCUGAAACAAGUGUGUAAAACAAAUUUUAAUGUUUGACAAGUGUUUGCUUUACUCCUUUCUUUGUUUGUCCCUUGCUUUCCUGCAAGCUCUAUCAUUUUAGUCUUUUUUAUGUUAGACAUUCUGCCUGCACUGUUGACUUGAAUGGCUGACCAARAAACCCAUAAAUGGUGUUUGUCAGAAAGUGAACUACCAGGAUUUUCAAACUUCUUCAGCCCUACAAGUGAAACUGAAAAUGUUUAGACCUCCUAGUUUUAUUUCUCAUGACUAUUUUUUGUGAUAGGAGUGGUUUGGAUAAUAUUUUAGAGUGUCUGGGUGUCCUGUGUAUAUUUUUUUUCUUUUUUGUUUGCUUGUUUUCAGUCAGCAUUAUUGAUUAAUUUCCUCUUWUUGGGACAUCAUAUUGAAUUUCUCAGGAUAAAAUUACGUGCGACAAAACAAUUGAAACAAGCAACUAAUUUUGUCUUUAGGUGGUCCCCUGUGUUGGUUUACAGCUUCUACAGGAACCAUAAUCAAUAUGCACACGUAGCUGUAUGAAUGAUCACCAUAUUGUUUUUGUUUA